GUGUGAUGAUAGGACUGGGUUUAUAGUGUUCAUGAUCACUGUGGCGAUAGUGGCAGGGUAUCUUGAUAGGAAUUCAGAGGCUGAUGAGGGGUCUGUGCUGUAUUCGCCAUAUGCGCAGCCGAUUUAUAUAGGGAUUUUGUGCAUGUAUCUUGUGCUGCCGAGGGUUAUAUUGAAGAAAAUGGUGGUGAUUAUGAUAAUAUGAGUUUAUCUAUUGAGUUUAGCGACUGUUUUGAAUACAGCGACGUAUGAUCAAAUUGAUUCUGACUCUGGAGUUAUGGCGUAUGUAGUAUUCUGGGGAAUCCAGUUCCUAAGUGUUGUAGCAAUCAUAGUUUUCUUUGUGAUUGCUUGCCGAGAAUGUCAAGGUAAUGUCAAUGAAGAGAUAGUACAAGCAAAUUCAGAUGCAAGGGAUCUUUUCAAUAAAAUUCCAUGUGUUAUCUACCAACCUUUUAUGAAGAUGAAGGCCAAGGAAUGAGCAAUCUGUUUAUCAAAUUAUGAACAAGAUGAGACAAUUAAAAUAAUACCUGGAUGAUAUCAUACUUUCCAUUCUGAAUGCAUUCGAGUCUGGUUUGAAGCUAACUCUACGUGUCCUUUUUGUAGAAGAGAUAUCACUAGAGAGCAGAUUGAAGAAUUCGAGAGGAUCCCUGAGGAAGAAAUUUGCAAGUCUAUCCAAGCAAAGGACAUCAGAGCUCCUGUAGGAAGAGCAUUGCAACCAAUCUCUCCAAAAGAAUAAUGCUAAUAGGGCUGUAUUUAAUUCAUAAAGAAAAAAUAUUCAAU
Molecule: messenger RNA, 774 nt
Organism: Moneuplotes crassus
Lineage: Eukaryota; Ciliophora; Spirotrichea; Euplotida; Euplotidae
Source: the annotation of a GenBank genome assembly